This is a messenger RNA of Vicugna pacos (alpaca), 1728 nucleotides long. The record is from RefSeq and is a predicted model, not a curated record. Lineage: Eukaryota; Metazoa; Chordata; Mammalia; Artiodactyla; Camelidae.
AUGCCAGGACCAAGUCCUUCCCUUCCCGCGUACGACCGAGAGGCAGCUGCUCCCGGUGCCAACGCGUCCACACGGCGCUGGCGACCCUCUUCCCCUGACCCGCAGCCGCUCACCCGCUCCGCCCGCCGGGUCUCCCAGAAGCGGUCACGGGGUGGCCUGCGCGCCCCUUCCCGCACCAGACCUGGAGGCGGGCGGCGGGACUUCAUGCAGGCCUCAGUCUCCCAAUCUGUAGCUGGUGGACGGAGUCCACUCCACGACUCUGCCGCGUUUGCUCCCCCGGGCUGGGAGCCCCUGGAACCUAAGCACGGCUGCCUGCAGGCGCUUCCUGGUGUUUUCCCAGUCGGUCCUCAAAGAACCCCCACGGCAACCCCAGUGCAGAGCUGGAGAAAGCGAGGUUCAGAAGUUCCUACAUUGCACCUCCCAGCCCGGCCACCUCCCUGGGUGCGUGACCAGAUCUCCACUCCCGGGGAAAGGCCCGGCGUUCCCGAGACCCGGACUCAGGAGUUGGCUUUCCCGAGCGCCGGUGUCUUCGCUGGGACCACGAUAGAGCCCGGUGCCCUGGUGCAGAAGCUGGACGAGGACGUGAGGAGCAGGGCCUCCACCAGGAGAGAAAUUGAAGCCAUCAAGCUGGCGGAGCAGAAGCGCAAGGCGGAGCGGAGGCGGCGGGCCACGGUGGUGGUGGGGGACCUGCAGCCCCUGAGGGACGCCCUCCCCGAGCUGCUGGAGCUGGAGGCCGGCAGUCGGCGUCUCCCUGCCAGACGCAGGGCUGCCAGCAGGCCUCGGCCAGCCGAGUUGAGCCGGAUGAACGCAGCACAGAGGCUGCAGCUCCUAGAGGAAGAAAGGACGCGGUUUCAGGAGCUGCUGGCCAGUCCGGCCUACAGAGCCAGCCCCCUGCUGGCCAUCGGGCGGCAGCUGGCCCAGCAGAUGCAGCUGGACGGCAGCCAGCCCUGACCCAGCCCUGGGGCGUGCGUGAGCUCCGAGGACGCACAGAGGGCCGAUUGCACCACCCGCCCUGCGCCACCAGGCCCCUCGUGACAGUGGCUGUGGUCCUCGGCGCAGCUGGGCCCCGUGAGUGGGGGAGGGGAGCAGUUUGCACAGCAGCAUUGUGACAGCCUGUUUUGCAAUGAAACAAGCGCUGGGAAAACGGCAGGAUGUGUGUGGGGCUGGAAGCGGGCCGCCCAGGCGUCGGUGCGGCCCCGUGGCCUGCCUCCUUCACGCUUUUCUGUUUUGUCUGUUUGUCGACAGCGACUGCACAUUUAUUAUAUAUUAUUUUAAGAGAGAAUCUUGGCUUCCUGGUCCUCCAGGGACUCCAGGGCGUGGCUGGACCACCUCCUGGUGACGCCCUCUGUCAGGGCCCCUGCCUUCCCCCCGCACCCCAGGACCUUCUCUGUGGCCACGUGGCGGCCGUGCCAGAGCGGAGGACGGGGAUGUGAGGUGUGAGCCGGCUCUGCUGUCCCUGCUGGUGAACCUCGGGCCCCGCCCCGGAGUGUGGCUGGAGAAGCCACAGAUGUGUGGGGACCGCACCCCAGAAGAGCCCUGCUGCCCAGACGGGCACGGGCCGGGGCUGAGAGCAGGAGUGCAGGUUGGAGGGCUUUGCUGGGAGCUUCUGGCUCACCCCGCGCAGGCUGCCCUGUCUGAGUGGAGGGACCUCCGCGUUUGUAUAUCUGUUUUUUAAUCUUUGUAGAAUGAACUUGGAUUACUUGGUAAUAAAUUUAAGUGACGGUGAAA